This is a messenger RNA of Colletotrichum fioriniae, 702 nucleotides long. Lineage: Eukaryota; Fungi; Ascomycota; Sordariomycetes; Glomerellales; Glomerellaceae. The record is from RefSeq and is a predicted model, not a curated record.
AUGGCUUCCAAGAAACCAAGCAAGAGCCGCGAGGCCAACCGCAAUGGUCAAAACUCGAGCGGCGACCAGGGUAAAGGUAGCGGCAAAGGUAUCACUAAAGGCAAGGGCAAGGAUCGACGAAAUGGAAAGAGACAAAGCGGUGAUAGCUUGCUCCAGUGCUUUGAGCGCCAUUCACGCUUCGUAGAAUCCUUGUCCAAACCCGACGCCAUUCCUCAAAAGUCUAAUCGCGAAUACAGGAGAUAUGAGAACAAUCAGAACAGGUUGGCAAAAUUAGCAAAGUCUCCGGAGGGACUUGAAUAUUGGCUAGCCGAGGAGAGACGGAAAGAAGAGGAAGCGAAGAGAAGGAACUCACAGAAAGCGAAGAACAAGGCCGAACAACAGGCUAAGGAUUCGCGGACACAAGAUAAGAGGGAAUACGCACGGCUUGUUCAUCAAUGGCACUUCACGGAGUCCGAACGUGGCAUGUCUGCGUUCCAAAAGUGUCUCAACCUCGAUCGACCAGCAGUCGACUCUUCAUCUCUACCUACACACUCGCUCGAGACUCCCGUGUGGUUCUCGCUUUCGUCGACCAACAUGUGCGAGAACUGGGGCCACGUCAACAUCCCCAACGGUGUUCUCUGCCUCGAAUGCGACCACCUCGCACGUUCCAAGCCGGCGGGUCGAUGUGUAGAGGUACCAUCAUUUGGAACAAACAGCCACUGA